AUGGCCGAGCAGCCCACUGCCACGCUCCGUCGGGAGCUCGCCGAGCUGGACGAUCGCCGCAAGGCGAUGGAGGCGGAGAUGGAAGGCAUCAGCGAGGCGCUGCGCGCCAGCAACAUGGGCGGCGUCGCCGGCGCUCUCGUCGACCGCGACGGCUUUCCAC
This is a messenger RNA of Emiliania huxleyi CCMP1516, 160 nucleotides long. RefSeq lists its product as hypothetical. The annotation marks the transcript as partial. The record is from RefSeq and is a predicted model, not a curated record. Lineage: Eukaryota; Haptophyta; Isochrysidales; Noelaerhabdaceae. The transcript has a single exon.